This is a messenger RNA of Myripristis murdjan (pinecone soldierfish), 2131 nucleotides long. RefSeq names its product biorientation of chromosomes in cell division 1 (gene bod1). Gene Ontology annotation, molecular function: hormone activity. The transcript has 7 exons. Bases 209 to 1516 code for a protein of 435 amino acids. Lineage: Eukaryota; Metazoa; Chordata; Actinopteri; Holocentriformes; Holocentridae. Gene Ontology annotation, cellular component: extracellular region. The record is from RefSeq and is a predicted model, not a curated record.
UUUGGGGCGCUCGUUUUAAUAUUCAGCUUUCACCGUUGACGGUCGAUGUACACGGAUAGUGAUGGAGCAGUGGGCGGGCACUCCUCCGCAGCCUGCUGCGAGAAACAAAUCUGUCGCACCCCUUGUAGGAAAACAAGUGCCGAGCUAGCGUUGACUGUAGCGAGCAACUUAGCAAUCUUUUUUGGGAUCAUAUCGCCUUCGCUGUGGCAUGGCGGAGGGCAGCGGUGGUAGCGCCGGGGCGGCCAACCUGCCACCCGGUGACCCGCAGCUGAUCGCCAUGAUAGUGGAGCACCUGAAGAACCGAGGGCUCUUCGACGAGUUCCGCCGGGACUGCCUGGCCGACGUUGACACAAAGCCUGCCUAUCAGAACCUGCGACAGAAAGUUGACAACUUUGUCACGACGCACCUGAGCACGCAGGAGUGGAAUCCAUCCAUCAACAAGAACCAGAUGAGGAAUGGCCUGAGGCAAAGUGUUGUACAAUCAGGCAUGCUGGAGUCUGGAGUGGACAGGAUCAUCACCCAAGUAGUGGAUCCCAAGCUGAACCACACUUUCCGGCCUCACAUUGAAACCGCCAUUCAUGACUUUCUCUCUGGGGAAAGGAAGGAAGAGACCUCCUCCAAUUCUAACCUUGCAGCCUCUGAACAGGCGGAGCAGCCAGACACUCUACCUGCUGCGGGCCCCAAAACCCCCUUGAAUUUGUCCCCGGACAUGCAGGUGAGGUUGUCGGCUGUGUUUUUCCUGCUCCUGGCCUGUCAGCGGGUCCUGGCGGAUCCACGUGAGGAACACGGGAAACAAGUGAGCCCGGCGAAGAGCCGCCUGUCCCUGCAGACCACAGCUGAAAUCCAGAGUUGUUUGGUGAGUUCAGGGGAUGUCGGCUGUGGGACAUUUCAGUGUUUCAGCAACAGCUCCUGUGAGAUCCGUGGGCUGCACCACAUCUGUCUCACCUUGCUGCACAAUGCUGGGCGCUACGACUCACAGGGUAAGUCAUUUGUGAAGGACGCGUUGCGGUGCAUGGCGCUCGGCCUGCGCCAGCGGUUCAGCUGUGUGAGCCGGCGGUGCGGAGCGGUGAGAGACAUGGUGUUCUCGCUCCAGAGGGAGUGCUACUCCAAGCACCAGCUCUGCCUGGCAGUACGAGACCACAUGGACACCAUGGGGGACCUGGUCCAGUUCCACCUGCUGUUCCCACCUGGGCCAUAUGUGGAGCUGGUGAACUUCCUGCUGGGCUGUGGAGACCAGGUCAGGUCCUGGGUUGGCCAUCAGCUGCAGGGGCAGUGCGAACAACACUGGGGGGCGCUGUGCCGCAACCUCAGCGCCUGCUCUCUCACCCAAUCAGACACUCCAGACAACACCACCAUCCCACCCCCUACCGUGCACCAGCCUAUCACUGGCCAGGGCCCCCUGCAGCAGCCAACCAGGACAGCCAACCCAGAGGAGAGGAGGAGUCUCAAUGUGACCGACAACGCCACAGAGUUUGGCCUCCCUGCGUCUGAGACGACAAACGGCACAGCUCCGUAGACAGAGACAGACAGGGAUGAGACAGAAAGACAGACGGACAGGCAGAUGUGCAGACAGGGUCUGCCAGAAACAAAGGCUGUGCACUCACCAGUUUAAGGUAGUACAACAGAAUGAGUAGUAGUAGAAGUAGCUGUGUUACAGUAUUUAGAGUGAAAGUCAUGCAAGAUAACUUAUUCAUCUGCCAGAGGAGUUUACGGUUUAGUAUUUUCUUUACAUUUGACCUGAUAUCAGCAAUCUACCUCACCUCAACACAACAGUAAACCAUAAUGGCAUGUUUACUUCAGCAAGGUCAUGGAUACACACACACACACACACACACACAGACUCAUGCACACACAGAUCUCUGGACUUGAACACGGGUAAAGACUUUACAGGGAAUUCGUCCCCAUGCAGCUGAUUCAGCAUCAGUAUUCUACCUAUUUAAGUCUUUUUUUUAAUUUAUGAGUUUUUUUUUUUUUUUUUUUUUGGUUUGUUUGUUUCAUUGUUAUGCGUCAUACAGUCUGCUGAAACAAACAUUAUCUGUCAAACAGCAUCUUGUAGAUGCUCAGGAUAGAGGAUGCAGGAGGAGGCAGCACAUUAUAUGUUAUAUGUAUUUCUAACAAUCACUUUUCAUAC